AUGCACAUCGAGGAGAUCAUCCUAGAUGGCUUCAAGAGCUAUCCAACCAAAACGGUGAUCGGGCCGUUCCAUCCGCAGUUCAACGCGAUAACGGGGCUAAAUGGAAGCGGGAAGUCGAACGUCCUAGACGCAAUCUGCUUCGUCAUGGGCAUAAACAAUUUGAACCUGAUUCGGGUGAAUAGGCUGGACGAGCUGAUCUACAAACAAGGACAGGCGGGAAUCACCAAAGGGAGUGUAACGAUCAAAUUUAACAAUGAGCAGAAGCCAAGUCCUCUACAAGAACCGUACAGAGACAUGAAGAACAUCACCAUAACGAGACAAAUCGUUUUAGGAGGACGGAAUAGGUACCUACUAAAUAGUCACAACGCCAAGCCAAAGGAUAUUAGUGACUUCUUCCAGUCACUCAAGUUAAACAUUAACAAUCCGCACUUUCUAAUAAUGCAAGGGAAGAUAACAAAAGUGAUAAACAUGAAGCCCGUGGAGUUGCUCGGGCUUAUUGAAGAAUCCAGUGGGACAAAGCUCUACGAGGUGAAAAGAACAAAUGCAAUAAAAUUAAUGGGAAAGAAAGAUCAGAAGCUGGAGGAAAUUAACAAAGUACUAGUGGACGAAAUUGAGCCGACCCUGGUAAAAUUAAAAAAGGAAAAGGAAGAAUACAACAAAUUCAUUAGCAAUAAUGAAGAAAUUGAAAAAUUUGAAAAAAUCGAAAUUGCAUACAAAUAUUAUGUGGCCAAAAAUAUGAUGGAGAAAAGUCAAGAAAAAAUUGAAGACGCUAUGGAUGAAAAGAAAGUCCUCGAAAAAGACAUCAAAGAUAUCGACAAAGAAAUGGAGAUUUAUAAGAAGGAAAAAGAACAGUUAGCUAGCCAGACCUAUGUUGCUAGUGAACCUAUGAAGAUACUCAUUUCGGAGAAGGAACAGGUGGAAAAGAAAAUCUCCCAUCUCAAGUCAGAAGCCAAGAUAGAAGGAAAAGAAAAAGAAAAGGAAAAGAAGAAAAAAGAAGAAAUUAAAAAAGAAAUCAAACGUAUUGAAAAAAAAUUAAACGAUUAUGAAAAAAAUGACGAAAAAAAUAAUAAAAAUUUGAAGUCUUAUGAGGAUCUGAAAAAAAAAAUAGAGCUUCUACGGGAAGAACUUAGCGAAAAGCAGACCACAAUUAACUGCUUGCUAAGUGGAGGGAUCAACAACAGCGAGUAUACUGGCUCCUUCAGAGAGCAGCUAAAAAAUAAUAAAACUAAUCUGAGCCAAAUAGAGACACAGAUAAAUAACUUGCUACAAAAUAACAAACAUCUCGAGAAGGAAAUCAUGGCUUUAAAGGACCAGAGGAAGAAAUUCGAAAAGGAGUUCAGCGAAAUGAACAAGGAAAAAGAAGCAGAGGAAAAAAAAAAAAUCGCUUGUGAGAAUGAACUACAACAAUUAAACAAUGAACAUAAUAACUUCCUCGAUAUAGACCUUCUGCAAGAAGAUAAAAGGAUCCUGACGAACGAAAUAGAAAAAAUACACCAGGAGUUACAAGUGCUGAAAAAUUUAAUCAACCAUGUAAAAAUCGAUUUCAAAAUCCCUGGCAAUGUCAACCCAGCAGAUGUCCUUGGACAGAUAUAUGAAUUGAUAAAAAUUAAGAAAGAGUAUAGCCAAACGGCUUUGGCCAUUCACCUGAUCCUUGGGGGGAAAUUAUCCUACAUACUUGUCCAGAACAAAGAGUGCAGUAAAAGCCUAUUCGAAUAUAAUAAUUUUGCCAAAGGAAGCAGGAGAGUAACACUGCUGCCGUUACAAGACUGUGUCGUGUCACGAGAUGUGAACGAAAAGAUUGUAGAAGAGUGCCGCCGAUAUGUUGGGGUAGAUUCAAAAGAUAAGAAAGACGUUAUUCACUUCUUAGACAUAAUGGAAUAUGACAAGAAGUUGGAAAAACUUAUCAAAUACCUUUUUAACGGAACUAUUAUAUGCUCCAGCGUUGAUUACUGCAAGAAGAUUACCUACAAUCCGAAUAAGAAGCUCUCCUUCCCGACCAUAACCCUGGAAGGAGAUAAGUUCGACACAUCAGGAAGCAUGUCCGGGGGUUCGAACAAAAAUAUCAACCUCUUCUUACUUCACUAUGAAAAAUAUGAAAUGAAAAAAAAAGAAUUUCUUGACAAGGAUCAGAAGUUGAAAGAAAUAACCGCCAAAUUGGACAUCCUCCAAAAAGCGGAGGAGAGAAAAAAAAAAUUGUGUAAAGAUUUACAGAUCUAUGCCAACAAUUUGAGCAACAUAGAAAACAGAAUACAAACGAGUAAAUACGGAAAUAUAUGCCAAAAAAUUGAGCAGUCCAAGGACGAAAUAGAGAAGGGGCGAAAAGAACUGACCGAGUUGUAUGUGAAACAGAAGAAACUCACUGAAGUGAUACACAAAAUUGAAAAAGAUAUCUCAGAGUAUGAAAACAAUAAAGACAAAAAAGAGGAAGACUUAAAAGAUUCAGUCAGAAAAUUAAAAAAUAAAAUAAAACUCCUCGAAAAUGAAGAACACAAGAAGAAAGAAGAAGUUGAUGGAGUACUUCUCCAAAUAGAAAAUUACAAAAAACAAAUGGAAAAAGAAAGCAACGAUUUGGUCACCGCUGAUGAAACUAUAAAUCAAAUUGAUAAAAAAAUUGAAGAAAUUGAAAAUAACAUAAAUGUUGCAUUGGAAGAGGUGAAAAAUCUCGAUAAAAAAAUUUUAGAACUCCAGGCCAGCUUCAGUUGCUAUGAAAAUGAAAUAAAACAGGUAAUAAAAAAGAUGGAAGGUCUGGAAAAAAAGAAAAGCAAACGCAUGCUUGAUUUGAAGAAGCUAGAUAACACUUUAAUCGAUUUGCAAAAGGAUUCCCAAACGGCCAGCGACACUGUCAAAUAUCUUAACAAAACCCACGUUUGGAUCGAAUCUUACGAACCUCUGUUCAAUAAGAAAUGCACUCCAUACGAUUUUGAAAAUUUUAGACAUGAUGUCAUACAGAAAAAAAUACAAGCCCUCCAGAAUGAACAGAACAAAUUGUCCAUAAACAUCAACAGGAAGGCUGUUCAAAUGUAUGAACAGGUGCAGGUGGAUUACAAGGAUCUCAUCACGAAGAAGUCCCAGGUCGAGGAGGACAAGAAAAAGAUACAAGAAGUUAUAGCAGAUCUGGACGUGAAAAAAAGCGAGAGUUUACUUUCUAUGUAUGAGCAAAUUAAUGACUACUUCCAGGCCAUCUUUUCCACGCUGCUGAACAAUGCGCAGGCUAAGUUGUGUGUGGUAGAUGGGGACCUCUCCAACGGGAUUGAGAUGAAGAUCGCCUUCAACAAUAACUGGAAGGAGUCCCUAACCGAACUGAGCGGCGGCCAGAGGAGUCUCCUGGCGCUCUCCUUAAUUCUGGCGCUGCUCAAAGUGAGAACCGUCCCUAUGUACAUACUGGACGAGAUCGACGCGGCACUGGACCUAAACCACACCCAGAACAUCGGAGAUAUGAUAAGGACGCAAUUUCCGAAUUCCCAGUUUAUUAUUGUCUCAUUAAAAGAGGGGAUGUUUUCCCACGCGGAUGUCUUGUUCAAAAUGAGAUUUAUCGAUGGCAUUUCGACCGUCAACCGACACUCGCUUGACAUUAGGCAGAGCAAAAACAAGGAAGUGACCGAGGUGAAGCGUCGAAGGGUUACGAUUCACGAGAAGGAUCCGGACGACGAUUGA
Molecule: messenger RNA, 3654 nt
Organism: Plasmodium inui San Antonio 1
Lineage: Eukaryota; Apicomplexa; Aconoidasida; Haemosporida; Plasmodiidae
Product: structural maintenance-chromosomes protein 2
Exons: 2
Coding region: 1-3654 (1217 amino acids)
Biological process (GO): chromosome organization
Cellular component (GO): chromosome
Molecular function (GO): protein binding; ATP binding; ATP hydrolysis activity
Source: RefSeq, a predicted model, not a curated record